GCGCGCUUGCUGGGCGUAGGUGGCGCUAGAUCCACCUGAGGAGGUUGUGGGUGACGGCACAGACGCCAUUUUGUCGGUGUUUGUCGCAGCGGCUGGAGAGGAACGACGGCGGUUUGGCGACAUUUCUCAGCCAGAAGGCCUUUUGCUUUUGCGGAGAUGCGGCAUUCCAAACGAACUCACUGUCCUGAUUGGGAUAGCAGAGAAAGCUGGGGCCAUGAAAGCUACAGUGGAAGUCACAAACGGAAGAGGAGAUCUCACAGUAGUACUCAAGAGAACAGGCAUUGUAAACCGCAUCAUCAGUUUAAAGACUCUGAUUGAUGUUCCAUUGGGGCUGUUUACCAGAUUGCUUACUAAAUUAGCCAGCUGGGGUUACUUUAAAAAACAUCACUAUUUAGAAGCACGAUGCUUGAAUGAGAGAGAUUACCGGGACCGGAGAUACAUUGAUGAAUACAGAAAUGACUACUGUGAAGGAUAUGUUCCAAGACAUUACCAUAGAGACAUUGAAAGCACUUACCGGAUCCACUGCAGUAAAUCCUCAGUCCGAAGCAGGAGAAGCAGUCCUAAAAGAAAGCGUAAUAGACACUGUGCAAGUCAUCAUUCACAUUCGAAGAGCCACCGAAGGAAAAGAUCCAGGAGUAUAGAGGAUGAUGAGGAGGGUCACCUGAUCUGUCAAAGUGGAGACGUUCUAAGAGCAAGAUAUGAAAUCGUGGACACUUUAGGUGAAGGGGCCUUUGGCAAAGUUGUAGAGUGCAUUGAUCAUGGCAUGGAUGGCUUACACGUAGCAGUGAAAAUUGUAAAAAAUGUAGGCCGAUACCGGGAGGCAGCUCGCUCUGAAAUACAAGUGUUGGAGCACUUGAACAGCACUGACCCCAACAGUGUCUUCCGAUGUGUCCAGAUGCUAGAAUGGUUUGAUCAUCAUGGUCAUGUUUGUAUUGUGUUUGAGCUGCUGGGACUUAGUACCUAUGAUUUUAUUAAAGAAAAUAGCUUUCUGCCAUUUCAAAUUGAUCACAUCAGGCAAAUGGCUUAUCAGAUCUGCCAAUCUAUAAAUUUUUUACAUCAUAAUAAAUUAACUCAUACGGAUCUAAAACCUGAAAAUAUUUUAUUUGUGAAGUCUGACUAUGUUGUCAAAUAUAAUUCUAAAAUGAAACGAGAUGAGCGCACAUUGAAAAACACAGAUAUCAAAGUUGUUGACUUUGGAAGUGCAACAUAUGAUGACGAACAUCAUAGUACUUUGGUGUCCACACGACACUACAGAGCUCCAGAGGUCAUUUUGGCUUUAGGUUGGUCUCAGCCUUGUGAUGUUUGGAGCAUAGGCUGCAUUCUUAUUGAGUAUUACCUUGGGUUCACAGUCUUUCAGACUCAUGAUAGCAAAGAGCACCUGGCAAUGAUGGAGCGGAUAUUAGGACCCAUCCCAGCACACAUGAUCCAAAAGACAAGGAAACGCAAGUAUUUUCACCAUAACCAACUAGAUUGGGAUGAACAUAGUUCAGCUGGGAGAUAUGUUAGGAGGCGUUGCAAGCCAUUAAAGGAAUUUAUGCUGUGUCAUGAUGAAGAGCAUGAGAAGCUCUUUGACCUGGUUCGAAGAAUGUUGGAGUAUGACCCAACAAAAAGGAUUACCUUGGAUGAAGCAUUGCAGCACCCUUUCUUUGACUUAUUAAAAAAGAAAUGAAUGGGAAUCAGUGGUCUUCCUAUAUACUUCUCUAGAAGCAAUUACUUUAAGACUGUGUCAGUCAACUAAACAUUCUAAUAUUUUUGUAAACAUUAAAUUAUUUUGUACAGUUAAGUGUAAAUACUGUAUGUUUUGUAUCAAUAGCAUAACUACCUUGUUAAGUAUGGUGUUGAUAAUGAAUGCAAUAUAAGAGUUAAAAUGAAUUUUCCUUUUGAUGUUUAUUGCCAUUUUUAAAGGCCUUUGGAAUAUCCUUUGUGUCCAGUGAUAAACGUGAUUGGUCUUGUCUUUUGUACAUGAAGGUUGACUAAAGUGAUUUUUUUUCCUCAAGUAAAAGGAAAUCUUGACCA
Molecule: messenger RNA, 2016 nt
Organism: Meriones unguiculatus (Mongolian gerbil)
Lineage: Eukaryota; Metazoa; Chordata; Mammalia; Rodentia; Muridae
Gene: Clk4
Product: CDC like kinase 4
Exons: 14
Coding region: 215-1669 (484 amino acids)
Biological process (GO): protein phosphorylation; regulation of RNA splicing
Cellular component (GO): nucleus
Molecular function (GO): protein tyrosine kinase activity; ATP binding
Source: RefSeq, a predicted model, not a curated record